CAGUUGGACUCACGUAAAUGCUUAGGGUACACGACAGAGCCCACCUUGUCCGUUCCUUCCGAGUUGCUGAAUGAGUGGACAAGCUAUCACAUCUAGCCCUUUGUCCAUUGAAGGGAACAGAAGCGCACAUGAGUGACAGAAUAAUCCUAAAGUUACCGCCCAUGUGUUCAACGACACAGUCUAAAACCCUGUGUUUAUUAACCUUCCAAUGUACAAAGGGAAACGAACCAAACUGGGCCGUCAUCAGUCAGAGGAACACCCGUGAGCACUUCAGUCUUUUACUUUGAAGUAAACAGGCACGAAGGUUUCCGUGCCGCCCCCGCCCUUCCCCCGAUUAGUCAGCUGACCGUCCGUCGGCCGGUCUGCUGACUCCGAGACCCCCACCCCCCUACUCCUAAAGAAGCAUAGCGCGGCUGGUCCCCGCGCCCUCCGCUCCCGGACCUCUCUCGGCGGCACCCGGAUCCGUGGCCUGAGGCGACUCCCCCCCCUCUUCACCACGGCCUCUUUGAUUGCUCCGAGGACGGUCGCUUCUGACCGUGUGUGAUCGCGGACGACGGCGACCAGCUCGGAGGCCCCGAUCGGCACCAUGGAGCUGCUGGAGGUCGCGAUGCAGGCGAUGGCUGGGUUUGGCUUCAUUCUGUUCGGCGUCCUCUGGCUGAUGCAUCUCAUGUCCAUUUUCUAUGUGAGGCUCCAUCUCCACCGUAAGAGGUCAGAGGUCAAACCGUCAUUCGUUCACUUGGGUGUUUCACUCCUCAAGCCUCUGAAGGGUGUCGACCCAAACCUGAUCUCCAACCUGGAGACUUUCUUCACCCUAGACUACCCAAAGUUUGAGAUUCUGCUGUGCGUACAAGACCAUGACGACCCAGCUGUUGAUGUUUGUAAGAAACUUCUGGGGAAAUAUCCAAACGUGGACGCACGUCUUUUCACAGGUGGAAAGAAGGUUGGGAUAAACCCAAAGAUCAACAACCUGAUGCCUGGGUACGAAGGAGCCAAGUACAGUCUGGUCUGGAUCUGUGACAGCGGCAUCCGAGUGAAGCCCGACACUCUGACUGACAUGACCAAUCAGAUGACGGAGAAGGUUGGUCUGGUUCACGGGCUGCCGUAUGUGGCUGAUCGCCAGGGCUUUGCUGCCACACUAGAGCAGGUGUACUUUGGUACCUCCCACCCUCGUUCCUACAUUUCGGCCAAUGUAACAGGAAUCAAGUGUGUCACUGGCAUGUCUUGUCUCAUGAGGAAAGAGGUUCUGGACCAGGCCGGUGGGCUGGUGGCGUUUGCCCAGUAUAUUGCUGAGGACUACUUCAUGGCCAAGGCGAUCGCUGACAGAGGGUGGAAGUUCUCCAUGGCGACACAGGUGGCACUUCAGAACUCCGGCUCUUAUUCGAUUGGCCAGUUUCAGUCCCGCAUGAUCAGGUGGACUAAGCUGAGGAUCAAUAUGCUUCCUGGAACGGUAUUGGAGCCAGUGUCCGAGUGCUUUCUGGCAAGUCUCAUCAUAGGCUGGGCGGUCCAUUAUGUGUUUCGGUGGGACAUGAUGGUCUUCUUCAUGUGCCACUGUCUGGCCUGGUUCAUCGCUGACUACAUCCAGCUCACAGGAGUUCAGGGCGGCGCUCUGUGCUUCUCCAAGCUGGACUUUGCUGUGGCCUGGUUCAUCAGGGAGUCGAUGGCAGUUCAAAUCUUCCUGUCGGCAUUGUGGGACCCAACCAUCAGCUGGAGGACGGGGCGGUACCGUCUCCGCUGUGGAGGCACCGCAGAGGAGAUCUUGGAUGUGUAGUUACCGUGACAACUCUUGGGAACAGACUGAUACUUGUUUUUAGUGCGUGUGAGCGAGCGAGUGGCAUGUUUGUGUGUGUGUGUGUGUGUGUUUUUAUCUAUUUAUGUUCUUUUUGGUGCUAACUUUAUUAAGGAACGACCAGCAGUCAGAAUGCUUGUUGGCCAAAAUGUUACAAGGAGAAAUCGUCUGUUAGUGUGUUUUUGUUUUAAAAUGCUGCUCUUGUUUCUACGCAACAUGCUGGACCUUCUUUGUGUUCAGCUGUCCAAUCCGAAUGCUGCCUGUCUGUCAUGUGACCUCUUGUUACCAGACGUUAAAAGCAAUGGGACGCGUUUGAUCGUGGAGUCAAUUGGUGACCUGACAGAGGGGACGAUGAAACUGUGAACUGUAACUGCUCUUUGAAUCGUUGAAGUUGGUGGUAGCUGUUACCGUGACAACCAUGAACUUUUGUCCAUACAUUUCAGAAGAUUUUAAUUUGUUAAAAAACAUUUCACCUCGAUUAUGUGUGAGUUGUGACUUGUAAAAAUGAAGUGCUGAGUCAUUGUUCAGCUGGUAGUGACAAACAAAAGGCUGUUGCCGUGGAAAAACAACUCAGUAUUGUGUUACAUUUCAUGACCCUGAACUCAUCAAACGCACAGUGUGUUAAACAUUUCAGAACUGUAUGAGUGUGUUAGCUCUAGGUUAUAGGUCAUAGCCACAUUGGGCUGGGUUGAUGACAUCACUUCCUGUCGGACGAGCCCCUGGGUUUUUUCUUACUGUUUUAAUUUUUUUUUUUUUAAUUUGUUCUUUUGUACCACUCAUCUGUUGUCUGGACUGGCCAAUCACAGUUCAACUUGGAUUUGCCACAAUAAAAGUUUUAACUCUG
Molecule: messenger RNA, 2630 nt
Organism: Synchiropus splendidus (mandarinfish)
Lineage: Eukaryota; Metazoa; Chordata; Actinopteri; Syngnathiformes; Callionymidae
Gene: ugcg
Product: UDP-glucose ceramide glucosyltransferase
Exons: 10
Coding region: 587-1768 (393 amino acids)
Biological process (GO): glucosylceramide biosynthetic process
Cellular component (GO): membrane
Molecular function (GO): ceramide glucosyltransferase activity
Source: RefSeq, a predicted model, not a curated record